AGGGCCGCCGGCGGAUUGGCUGCGGGAGGAGAGCCCCGCGGCAGGAGAGCCCAGCGGCAGGCCCGGGGUCCUCCGGGGCCCCCAGGUGGCAGGUGGGGCCCGGGGAGCUCGCACCGCCCCCUCCACCUCCUCUGGCGGUCGCAGCUCGCACACUUUUAAGGUUCGCGCGCGGGUCUGGCGCGCCGCGCCCGGCGGGAGCGGGACUGCGGAGUGUGGUCAUGAAGAGCCUCAAGUCCCGCCUGAGGAGGCAGGAUGCGCCCGGCCCCGCGCCGUCCGGCUCCGGGGCUGUCGCCAGCGCGCAUGCAUCAGAUUGGAACAAAUAUGAUGACCGAUUGAUGAAAGCAGCAGAAAGGGGAGAUGUAGAAAAAGUUUCCUCAAUCCUUGCUAAAAAGGGGGUCAAUCCAGGUAAACUAGAUGUGGAAGGCAGAUCCGUCUUCCAUGUUGUGGCCUCAAAGGGGAGUCUUGAGUGUUUGAAUGCCAUUCUUAUACAUGGAGUUGAUAUUACAGCCAGUGACACUGCAGGAAGAAAUGCUCUUCACCUGGCUGCUAAGUAUGGACAUGCAUUGUGCCUACAAAAACUCCUACAGUACAAUUGUCCCACUGAACAUGUAGACCUGCAGGGGAGAACCGCACUUCAUGAUGCAGCUAUGGCAGACUGCCCUUCUAGCAUACAGCUGCUUUGUGACCAUGGGGCCUCAGUGAAUGCUAAAGACGUAGAUGGGCGGACACCACUUGUUCUAGCUACUCAGAUGUGUAGGCCAACAAUAUGUCAACUGCUGAUGGAUAGAGGAGCGGAUAUCAAUUCCAGAGACAAACAAAACCGAACUGCUCUCAUGCUAGGUUGUGAGUAUGGUUGCACAGAUGCCGUAGAAGUCUUAAUUAAAAAUGGUGCAGAUGUGAGCUUGCUGGAUGCCCUUGGCCACGAUAGUUCUUACUAUGCAAGAAUUGGUGACAAUCUGGACAUUCUAACCUUAUUGAAGACUGCAUCAGAAAAUAUUAACAAAGGAAGAGAACUUUGGAAGAAAGGACCAUCUUUACAACAGCGAAGUUUGACGUACAUGAUGGAUGAAGUCAAUAUGAAGUCAAAUCAGAGAGAGCAUCAAAAUAUUCAGGGUCUCGAGAUUGAAAAUGAAGAUUUGAAAGAGAGGUUGAGAAAAAUUCAGCAAGAGCAGAGAAUAUUAUUGGAUAAAGUCAAUGAUUUACAACUACAGCUGAAUGAGGAAGUGAUGGUUGCUGAUGAUCUGGAAAGUGAGAAAGAAAAGCUGAAGUCUCUUUUGGCAGCUAAAGAAAAGCAACAUGAAGAAAGCCUAAGAACUAUUGAGGCUCUGAAAAAUAGAUUUAAAUAUUUUGAGCGUACUUCCACAGGUAUGCCAGCGCAUAUGCAAAGCAGAUCUAUGUUAAGGCCACUGGAGCUCUCCUUACCCAACCAAACCUCAUAUUCUGAAGAUGAAAUUUUAAAGAAAGAGUUAGAAGCAAUGAGAACUUUCUGUGAUUCAGCAAAACAAGACCGACUCAAGCUCCAAAAUGAGCUGGCUCACAAGGUGGCAGAGUGCAAAGCCUUAGCAUUAGAGUGUGAGAGGAUCAAGGAGGAUUCGGAUGAACAGAUUAAGCAAUUAGAAGAUGCGUUGAAAGAUGUGCAGAAGAGAAUGUAUGAGUCAGAAGGUAAAGUUAAACAAAUGCAGACUCAUUUUCUUGCCCUUAAAGAGCACCUAACAAGUGAAGCAGCUACAGGGAAUCACAGACUAACAGAGGAAUUGAAGGAUCAGUUGAAAGACAUGAAAGCAAAAUAUGAAGGUGCUUCAGCAGAAGUGGGAAAAUUAAGAAACCAAAUCAAACAAAAUGAGAUGUUAGUAGAAGAGUUUAAGAGGGAUGAAGGCAAGCUGAUAGAAGAAAAUAAGCGAUUGCAGAAAGAAUUUGGAAUGUGUGAAGUGGAGCGAGAGAAGAAAGGGAGAAAAGUCACCGAGAUGGAAGGCCAGUUAAAGGAGCUGUUAGCAAAGUUGGCCCUUUCCAUUCCAACAGAAAAAUUUGAAAACAUGAAGAGCUUAUUAUCAAGUGAAGUAAAUGAGAAGGCAAAAAAAUUAGUAGAGAUAGAAAGAGAAUAUGAAAAAUCACUUAGUGAAAUUAGACAGUUAAAGAGAGAACUUGAGAAUCAUCGGGCCAAACUUGCUCAGCAUGUCAAACCAGAGGAACACGAACAACUCAAGAACAGAUUAGAACAAAAAUCAGGAGAACUUGAGAAGAAGAUCACUGAAUUAACAUCAAAAAAUCAGGCAUUACAAAAGGAAACUGAAAGGGUUUAUCUGAAUAAUAAGCUCCUCAACCAGCAGGUACAUAACCUAACAACUGAAAUGAAAAAUCAUGUUCCUUUAAAAGUGAAUGAAGAAAUGAAAAAAUCACAUGAUGUAAUUGUGAAUGAUUUGAAUAAAAAGCUUUCAGAUGUAACACAAAAAUAUACAGAGAAGAAGUUGGAAAUGGAGAAGUUGCUGAUGGAAAAUGACAGUUUAAAUAAGAAUGUUAGCCGCCUGGAAACUGUGUUCGUGCCUCCUGAGAAACAUGAAAAAGAGGUAAUGGCUAUGAAAUCUAAUAUUGUUGAACUUGAAAAACAGCUAUCUGAACUUAAUAAAAAAUGGGGUGAAGAACAAGAAAAGAUCUAUUCACUCACGUCUGAAAACACUAACUUGAAAAAGACUAUGAGUAAUCAGUAUGUGCCAGUUAAAGCCCAUGAAGAGAUUAGAACUGCACUGAGUGGCAAGUUAGAGAAAAUGAACAGCGAAUUACUAGAGGUGAGGAAAAAAUUUGAAGCUAUAAAUCAAGAAUGCAUGAAAGUAAAGGAUGAAAAUAGAAUAUUAAAAAGAAACUUGGAAAACACUCAUACCCAAAUAAAAGCUGAGUACAUCAGCCUAAGGGAGCACAAGGAAAAGAUGAAUGCUGUAAGUAAGAGCCUGAAAAAAGUCCAGGAUGACAGCGCUGAAAUACUGGCUGAGUACAGGAGAGGCCAAGAAGAGAUUGUGGCACUGCAUGCCGAGAUCGAAGCCCAGAAGAAGGAACUUGACACAAUACAAGAAUGCAUUAAGCUAAAAUAUGCUCCAAUUGUCAGCUUUGAAGAGUGUGAGAGAAAAUACAAAGCAACAGAGAAAGAACUAAAAGAACAGUUAUCAGAGCAGACCCAAAAAUAUAAUGUCAGGGAAGAAGAGGCCAAGAAGUGCAAGCAAGAGAAUGACAGGUUAAAGGUGGAGAUUUUCACUCUACAGGGGGAUCUAAAGGAGAAGAGUGUUCUCAUUGAGAAGUCUCAUGAAAUGGAAAGAGUGUUAAGCCGAAAAACAGAAGAGCUCAACAAACAGUUAAAAGAACUAUUACAGAAAUACACAGAGGUAAAGAACGAGAAAGAGAAGCUAGUUGAAGAGAAUGCCAAACAGGCUUCUGAAAUGCUUGCAGCAGAGACUCUUUUGCAGAAACAGCAUGUUCCUCUGGAACAAGUUGAGACCCUAAAAAAGUCUCUUAAUGGCACAAUUGAGAAUCUAAAGGAAGAACUGAAGAAUAAGCAAAGGUGUUAUGAGAGGGAGCAGCAGACAGUGACCAAACUGCAUCAGAUGUUGGAGAAUCAAAAGAACUCUUCUGUGCCUCUGGCACAGCAUUUGCAGAUCAAGGAAGCAUUCGAGGAAGAAGUUGGAAUCAUAAAAGCUAGUUUGAGAGAAAAGGAAGAAGAAAGCCAAAACAAAGCAGAAGAAGUCUCCAAACUCCAGUCUGAAGUUCAGGAUACUAAACAAGCGCUAAAAAAGUUAGAGACUAGAGAGGUGGUUGAUUUGUCAAAAUACAAAGCAACAAAAAGUGAUUUGGAGACACAGAUUUCCAAUUUAAAUGAAAAACUGGCCAAUCUGAAUAGAAAGUAUGAAGAAGUAUGUGAAGAAGUUUUGCAUGCCAAAAAGAAGGAACUGUCUGCAAAAGAUGAGAAGGAAUUACUACAUUUCAGCAUUGAGCAGGAAAUCAAGGAUCAGCAGGAGCGAUGCGAUAAGUCCUUAACGACAAUCACAGAGCUACAGAGAAGAAUACAGGAAUCUGCUAAACAGAUCGAAGCAAAAGAUAAUAAGAUAACUGAGCUGCUUAAUGAUGUGGAGAGGCUGAAACAGGCACUCAGUGGCCUUUCGCAACUGACUCACGCGAGCGGGAGUCCCGGCAAGAGGCAGAGCCAGCUGGCGGACAGUCUGCAGCGCCAGGUCAGGUCCCUGCAGCAGCAGCUGGCGGAUGCUGACAGACAGCAUCAAGAAGUAAUAGCCAUUUAUCGGACACACCUUCUUAGUGCUGCACAGGGUCACAUGGAUGAAGAUGUGCAGGCAGCCUUGCUGCAGAUCAUACAGAUGCGGCAAGGGCUUGUGUGCUAGUGCUCAGCACUGACUAGCCGGUGUCUACGUUACCUACUGGUGCUGAGCAUUCGGUGUGCAGCUCCUUGGCCCUUGGGGCUUUACUGUGCUAGAAUAAUGGAAAUAAAAUUAUUUUGCUCCAUCAGAAGAUUCUUUUAAUUAGAUGAUAUGUUACUGAGUUUUUCAGUGUCAGUUCAAAUCAUAUGUUCUAUAUAUGUUAAUUUUACAGUUAGGCAAGUAACAAAACCCCUUGCCUUGGAUUAGCUAUGUAUUUUUAAACUGUUGAGUCCCUAAUAAAAUAUGAACCAUCUGAGUUGGUCCUUAUGAAGAGGGGAUAGGUUGAAAUAACUGCUUAAAGAUUUCUUUUGGAGAAACUAAUUUGGUUAAGUGGAUCAAAUGACCUUUCAGAUCUUCAGUCCAGCCAUGAGACCUGAUGCAGUUUCAAGGAAUGCACUAUACCUUGGCUGGCCAAGUUGCAUUUUUGUUGAAGUAACUUUAUGAGUGCCUUUGACUUCUUUUGGAGGUACAUAUUUUUUUCUUCUUACACUAGUAAUUUUUAUGCUUUUUAAAAUAAAUUUCUUUUCAGAAAUGGUUUGCAGUGCUAAAUUACAUUUAGAUUAAGAAAAGGCAAGGGUGGACUAUAUCAAAAAUUGAUCUUAAAAAUUGCCUCGUAUCUCCACAACAGUAUCUUAAUUUUUACUUGUGAUGGUUCUUGCCACAGUAUUUAGAGAACUGUAUGAUAAAUGGUAUACUAGAGUUUUUGGUGUCAAAACUUUUAGACGUUUUUAGCAAUUACUUUGACAUUUGCUUCUAUAGUAACCAAGCACUCAUUAUACAUGCAUCCUCCAAAUGUUUUGUACUUAUUUAUAGGAAAGUUGCACUAAUGAGGUUAAUAAUGUGAAAUGCAGUUUUCUUGCAAAGUUAGCAUUACAGAAUUGUUUUUAGAAAGUGUCUUGAAGGUUUUAAACAAAAAUGCAAUAAUAUAAUAAACUCUAAGAAUGUGAAAAGUAAGAAGAUAGUAAAAUAUAGUAAAUAUUCUAACCAACCAUUUUUAUUAACUACAUCUCAUAAGGAAAGUUUAUGUUUUGUUAUUUUUAUUAAUAUUUUAUUUACCAUUCAGAUUGAAAAUUAUUAGUUUGCUAGCAAAUAAACUGAACAAAUGAAUUAUUUCAGCCCGUUUUUUUAAAUUGCAGAAUGUGACUUAGCAAUAAUCUGAGUAUCCUGAAUCAGAUUUUUUAUCCCAUUUUUGUAUAAUCACAAGGACAAAAGACCCUCAAAAAUAGCUUCUCCCACCAAACAAUAAGCCAUGGUAUUUUUUCCAUGUAAAAACAACAGUAAAAAGUCAGAACUGGAUAUAUUUUUAAUUCUUUCAGUAGAUACACAGGGUUUACAUAAGCAAUAUUUGGAUUCCUUAAUUUUUAUAUUUAAUGCUGAUUCUGUUUCAUAAGUUUUAUUUAGGUCACCUAUUGAAGAAUAGAGAAAGUUGUUAACUGAAUACUCACAUUUCAGUGUUAUAUUUUCCUUAUUAAGGGUGGGGAGGGAACCUUAUGUAUAUUUUAUUUUGUUUUCAACCAUCAAUAAAAUGUUUUCUGUGGAA
Manis pentadactyla (Chinese pangolin) is the source of this 5955-nucleotide messenger RNA. It is a transcript of the gene UACA, whose product is annotated as uveal autoantigen with coiled-coil domains and ankyrin repeats. Gene Ontology annotation, molecular function: actin binding. The coding region runs from base 219 to 4379 and encodes 1386 amino acids. The record is from RefSeq and is a predicted model, not a curated record. The transcript is spliced from 17 exons. Lineage: Eukaryota; Metazoa; Chordata; Mammalia; Pholidota; Manidae.